AUGGCCGCGCCGCCGCCGCCACCGCCCGAUACGCACGCGCCCUCGGCCGAGGAGUUGGAAGAGGCCAAGUCUCAUCUGCACCAUGCACCUCCUGCCCCGCCCAAGAGUGGAGUGGAUCCCCAGGUCCUGGCAAUCUACCAGGCCACCUUCGAUCGUGACUUUCCCACGGGUGGCAUGGCGUUGGUCUGCGAGACCUUGGGCUUGGACACGGUGAAGUACCCAGGAGCGAAGCCCACCACCCGUCGGAGCGAAGCUGGAGGAACGCUUCGUGACGAUCCACCGGGCAACUUGAGAGGCUAUUUGUCAUGCACGACCAAGGAGGAGUUCACGAAGAUGUCCUUAGGCGCAGAAGCGAAGGUUCCCCGCUUCGGCUUCACAUGGAUCCUGCGGAAGGGCUUCCUCGCCUUCCCAAUUGAGAAAACCCUGACCCACCAACACCUGCUGACACCUUCUCCUGAAACGCGGCGAGACCGGAACUGCUUGUUCUCCCAUCCACGGCGCGGUUGGAAGACGAUGGCGGAUCCUUACGGCUCCAUUUACGUGAUCCUUGCAGAGGAUGAGGAGAUGUUUAUGGACUUGGCGGCCUCAGCGCUUGAGUCCAUCGGGGUGCCGGAGCAGAACCUGCGGACGGCCGAAGAUGGCCAAGAAGCCUUGAACCAUUUCGAUGAGCUGCGACGACAGGAGCCCUCGGCACGAGUCUUGGCCUUCCUUGAUGUCCGGAUGUCCGGCAUGGAUGGCACCGAAGCGGCCAAGGAGAUCAAGCGUCGCGAGGUCAGACAGCCUUUCUUGGUGUGUUGCUCUGCGAACAUCACCGCGCUGGAAAAGGCCGAGGAUGGUGUUUUUGAUCUGAACAUGCCGAAGAACUUCUCGGACACCGAUGUGCUUUGA
Molecule: messenger RNA, 888 nt
Organism: Durusdinium trenchii
Lineage: Eukaryota; Dinophyceae; Suessiales; Symbiodiniaceae
Source: the annotation of a GenBank genome assembly